GAGACCGGGGGGUUUGGUGGAGAGUCGGUGGACCGGGUUUGGGGGGGCUGCACGAGCCAGACUGCGCAGUUGGAAUAAAAACAAAACGGGGACUCAGUGGUGAUCACACAGGCAACAUGGAAGUGCUUUCAGUUCUGAAUUUGGGCGAAUUUGCCCAAGUUUUCUCCAAAAUCGGAAUGUUUCCUGUGUUUGAUCUUGCGUAUUACAUCGUGUCCAUCCUCUACCUCAAGUAUGAGCCAGGCUCGGUGGAGGUUUCUCGCAGGAGUCCCGUGGCCUCCUGGCUCUGUGCCAUGCUCUACUGCUUUGGUAGUUACAUCCUGGCAGACAUCAUGCUUGGAAGCAGCCCCAUCGACUAUUUUCAACACAACAGCCACAUCCUGCUGGCCUCAGCUGUCUGGUACCUCAUCUUUUACUGCCCACUGAACCUCUUCUAUAAAUGUGUGGCUUUCCUGCCUGUUAAGCUGGUGUUGGUCGCCCUGAAGGAAGUUGUCCGCACCCGUAAGAUCGCCGCAGGUGUUCACCACGCCCACCACGCCUACCACCAUGGCUUCUUCAUCAUGGUCAUCGUUGGAUAUGUCAAAGGGUCUGGAGUGGCUCUCAUUUCCAAUUUUGAGCAGCUGCUGCGUGGUCUGUGGAGGCCCGAGACCAACGAGAUCCUCAACAUGUCAUUCCCGACCAAAGCCAGUCUGUACGGAGCCAUCCUCUUCACCCUGCAGGAGGCUCACUGGCUGCCAGUGUCCAAGAGCAUGCUCAUCCUCAUCUUCACCCUCUUCAUGGCCACAAGCAAGGUGGUGAUGACCGCCCGACACUCUCACGGCUCCCCCUUCGCCCUCAUUGAGUCCUGGGUUUGCCAUCUGCUGUUUGGCUCCCCUCUGGGCGGAUCCGAGGAAGACCACCAUCAUGCUGCCGUCCCAUCUUCACCUCUCAAAACCAAGGAGGAGCUGAGCGAAGGCGCCCGCAAGAGGAAGGCCAAGAAAGCCGAGUAGGACGUCGAGCUGAAAACUGCAUCGUGGCCGCCACAUGAUGGGACCUCCCAUUCCUUUCUAGGGAAAGGGGCAGUUUGAUGUUCAACCAAAUGAGACCCUUUCUAUAAGAGCAAAAUGGUGCUUUUCUGCAUUUUACACAGAACGAGGACUCUGUAAAUAACACGGCAAACGUUUCACACCUCAACCUGACCUGGACAUUUGAAACCUAUUUAUUUAUGUGUUUGUGAACAUCUGUGCUCAACACGUGUGGUGAUCCACGUCUAGGCCUCUCUUACAUAUCAGUAGCUGUGUUACCGAGUGUCAGUGAAGUCCACCAAAACUUAUUUCAGUUCAGAAAGAAAUGGAAAAUACAAAUUAAUCUGACUGUCAAUCAGAAAUUCAAAUGUGAAUAAAGCAUUGUGUGAAAGAACAUUGCUGCUUUUUACAUUUAAAUGAAGACAACUUCCUGUCUUUCAAUAAAAUCUAGAGAAACA
Plectropomus leopardus (leopard coralgrouper) is the source of this 1459-nucleotide messenger RNA. It is a transcript of the gene tmem38a, whose product is annotated as transmembrane protein 38A. The record is from RefSeq and is a predicted model, not a curated record. Gene Ontology annotation, biological process: potassium ion transmembrane transport. Gene Ontology annotation, cellular component: membrane. Gene Ontology annotation, molecular function: potassium channel activity; identical protein binding. NCBI's taxonomy places the organism in Eukaryota, Metazoa, Chordata, Actinopteri, Perciformes, Serranidae.